AUUCAGAAGCCGAUCGUUUUAGCGUCCCUAAUCCUUUAACAAGAGUGUGCGUCUAUUUCGGUUGACCUAGCACGAGAAGACAGACAUGGCGGCAGCAGUGAGCGAGGUCAACCUGAAGCCUCGACAGGUCACUCGGCUGAGGCGAGAGGGCACAUCCCCCAGGCGGACCACAAGAGGACCUGCCCCGUCCCCCCCCACUCGCCGCCCACGACGCCGCCCUCGGCCGCGUCGGAACCCGCCCAGCAGGACGACCCCCACCUCACAGAGACCACGAGGAGACUGUCGCAGAUGGGGCUGGACCAGAGCACAGACUCCUCAGGCGCCAUGGGGGGAACGGGGACAGAAGGCGACGAGGUCGAGGAGCAAGAGGAAGUGAUGCUGUGGCGACCCAAGCGAGGCUCUAUCAAGCUUCCUCAUGUGGAUCUCGAUCCUCCUGCUCCUCUCUUGGAACAGGUUUCGGGGUGAAAGGCCGAUCCUCUUCCGCUGAUGCCCUCUUACGCCUGUCCUGGAGCCCCGUUCUUAUACAAAGGAUCAGGAAGACGGAAGGAAAAAAAAGCGAAGAUGAAGCAAGGGUUGAAUUUUUUUUUGGGGGGGGUUGAAGGAAAAACGUUCUGUUUUUUAUUAUUAUUUUUUUUUAGGGUUGAUGGUGAUUUUUU
Penaeus monodon (black tiger shrimp) is the source of this 656-nucleotide messenger RNA. Its product is annotated as forkhead box protein B2-like. The record is from RefSeq and is a predicted model, not a curated record. Lineage: Eukaryota; Metazoa; Arthropoda; Malacostraca; Decapoda; Penaeidae.